UUGAUAAUACACACAUAAGAAGGAGACACCAGACUGCAAGGCUAUAUACUCUUUGUCUGCUCUUUUGGCAAGUGGACCAGCCAUCUACAAACUUUUGGCAAUUGGAAGAUGCCAUGAUCCGCACCUUCACAGUACUGCUUUGUCUUGGACUGAGUCUGCUCCUGAGGGAUCCAGGGUUGUCAGGGUACCGCCAUAAACCCUUAAUCAGAGCUACACCAAAGAAUGUGGUAGCCAUUGGGGAUCAAGUAACUAUAAUUUGUGAAGACUCCCCAGAUGCCCUGGAAAUAUCUCUCUAUAAAGAAGGAAACCCAGAUUCCCAGAAACUAACAAUUCAUGGAGACACUGAUGAAAAGGUGUUUUUUAUCUCAUCCGUUGAAAGUCACAAUGCAGGCCAAUAUUGGUGUCACUAUAGAGACCCUCAUGGGAAACAAGAAGACAGUGACACCAUGGAGAUUGUUGUGACAGGAGUCUACACCAGGAAACUCAGACUUUCAUCGAAGCUCAGCUCUGUGGUGUACUCAGGGGUUGCUGUGACACUUCAGUGCUCCUCACAAGAAAAAUAUGACAGCUUCAUUCUGAUGAAGGAAGAUGUGAAAUUCUCCGGUCCCGUAGCCUCACAGAACACAAACACUGGUCUUUUCCAGGCCCAGUUCCAAGUGUCUUCUGUGACCUCCAACCAAAGAUGGAGGUUCACAUGCUAUGGCUAUUACCAGAACAGCUCCUAUCUGUGGUCAGUACCCAGUAACCACCUAGAACUGGUGAUCUCAGGAAGACUUCAGAAGCCCACCAUGAGUGUUAAUCCAGGCUCUGUGAUCAACAGAGGGAAUUCUGUGACUAUCUGGUGCAAGGGAACUACGCAAACCCAGAUAUACUUCCUGCAUAAAGAAGGAACCCCAGAUCCCUUGAAGAAACAGACUCCUCAUGGGAUCCCUGACAGUGUCAAGUUCUCCAUCACAUCAGUGGAAUGGCAUCAUGCAGGGCUAUAUCGCUGCUACUGUUACAACUCUGCUGGGUGGUCAGAACGCAGUGAGGCCCUGGAGCUGGUAGUGACAGGAGUCUACACAAGCAAAGUCUCCUUGUCAGCCAAGCCCAGCCCUGUGGUGACCUCAGGAGGGUCUGUGACACUUCAGUGCUCCUCACAAGAAAAAUAUGACAGCUUCAUUCUGAUGAAGGAAGAUGUGAAAUUAUCCGGUCCCGUAGCCUCACAAAACACAAACACUGGUCUAUUCCAGGCCCAGUUCCAAGUGUCUACUGUGACCUCCAACCAAAGAUGGAGGUUCACAUGCUAUGGCUAUUACCAGAACAGGUCCUAUCUGUGGUCAGUACCCAGUAACCACCUAGAACUGGUGAUCUCAGGUGUCUACCAGGGUAAACCAAAUCUGUCAGCCUUGCCCAGCCCUGUGGUGAUGCCAGGUGGGAAAGUGACCCUACAGUGUGUCUCAUCAAAGCCAUUUGAUUGCUUGGUUAUAACUGGGGAAGAUCAGAAUUUCUCCAGCUCACCCAAUGCUCAGUGCAUUCACACUGGACAGUCCAAGACUCUGUUUCUCAACAUCUCUGUGACAUCCAACAUGCGUGGACCUUUUAGAUGUUAUGGAUACUACAAAAGUAGCCCAUACAUCUGGUCAGAGGCCAGUAAUACUCUGGAGAUAUAUGUCUCAGGUUUCUACCAGGAUAAACCUAAUCUGUCAGUCUUGUCCAGCCCUGUGGUGAUGCCAGGUGGGAAAGUGACCCUCCAGUGUGUCUCAUCAAAGCCAUUUGAUUGCUUGAUUAUAACUGGGGAAGAUCAGGAUUUCUCCAGCCCACCCAAUGCACAUUGCAUUCACACUGGACAGUCCAAGACUCUGUUUCUCAACAUCUCUGUGACAUCCAGCAUGCAUGGACCCUUUAGAUGUUAUGGAUACUACAAAAGUAACCCAUACAGCUUGUCAGAGGCCAGUAACUCUCUAGAGAUAUAUGUCUCAGGAAAACUUCCUGUCAUACCCAUCCUGUCAGCUCAUCCAAGCACCACUGUGUCCUCAGGAGAUAAUGUGACCCUGCUGUGUCAAUCAUCAACCCCAGUGGACAGUUUCCUUCUGUUCAAGGAGGGUGUAUCUCACCUCUACAUGAAUCAAACUUCAAAGUCCCAAGAUUCUCAACAUAAGGCAGAAUUCUCCUUGAGUGCUGUGACGUUAGCCUUUGGGGGUACAUAUAGGUGCUUUGUUUCUCAAAGUUCAUAUCCUUACCUGUUGUCAAACUCUAGUGUCUCCGUGGAGAUCAUUGUCUCAGUACUGACAAGGUACCAGAAGAUGUUGAUCGGAGUCUGUGUUGGCUUCCUCUUGCUGCUGUUCCUUCUUGCCCUCUUUCUACUGCUCAGAUUCAGGCACCAGAACAAAUGCAGGAAUGGAGUCCAGACAGAGACCACCUUGCAGCAUCUUGAAGGAGCUGCAGAGCCAGUAACCAGAGACAGAAACAUCCAGAAGAGCUCUAUCCCAGCUCCUGCUAUCCAGGAAGAAAUCGUCUAUGCUACUGUGAAGGGCUCGCAGAUUAAGGACAACAUGGAGCUGGGCAUUAUGAGCCUACAUGAGGAAGAACACCCCAAAGACUUGUAUGCCCAGGUGAAGCACUCCAGACUCAGAAGGGCAGAGCCCACCUCUCCUCCUCUCAAGCCAAAGGAAUUACUGGACUCAAAGGAGGGACAGGCAAAAGAAGACCAAAUGAGAGACCAUCAGGCUGCUGCAUCCGAAGAACCCCAUGAAGUGACCUAUUCCCAGCUGACCAUCAUGACUCCAAGACAGAGGCAGCUGAACCUCACAUCUCCCAAGCAGAAAAGUACCACUUGAGACAUUAUUCUAGUGUUUACCUGUUCAGGGAGAUCCAGACUCUAUAUUCUAUGAGGGAGGUCGGG
Molecule: messenger RNA, 2884 nt
Organism: Mesocricetus auratus (golden hamster)
Lineage: Eukaryota; Metazoa; Chordata; Mammalia; Rodentia; Cricetidae
Product: leukocyte immunoglobulin-like receptor subfamily B member 3A
Exons: 15
Coding region: 114-2819 (901 amino acids)
Biological process (GO): cytokine-mediated signaling pathway
Molecular function (GO): inhibitory MHC class I receptor activity
Source: RefSeq, a predicted model, not a curated record